Molecule: messenger RNA, 1245 nt
Organism: Harmonia axyridis
Lineage: Eukaryota; Metazoa; Arthropoda; Insecta; Coleoptera; Coccinellidae
Product: craniofacial development protein 2-like
Exons: 3
Coding region: 1-1245 (414 amino acids)
Molecular function (GO): catalytic activity
Source: RefSeq, a predicted model, not a curated record
AUGGGAUUGACGAGCUGCUCUCUAUGCCGCUGGUGGAGGAGCACUGAUGAAACGGUCGAACGGUUCAACUGUGGUGACUUAACUGGGGUUGGAGGUUGGAUCGUUAGGUCAGCAACCUACAUCUGUGAAAAAUUUCAAAACGCUAAAAAACCCAAUAAAAAUAAGCCUCGGAUAUCGGACUGGAAUUUUGGUAAACGACCACAGCAGCGAAAAUGGACAGUUAAUUUUGCAACAUGGAAUAUUCAAGGAAUACGCAAUAAACAACAGGAAAUUAUACAAGAAUGUUUGAAACGGAAAAUAGAUUUUAUAGUUCUCUCGGAGACUAAAAAGAAAGGAAAUGGAACGGAAAAUCUAAGAGAAUAUGUAUACUUCUAUUCUGGAGUCAGUAAAGACCAACGAGCAAGAGCCAGAGUGUCCAUAUUUUUACAUAGAAAAUACCAAAAUAAGAUAAAAUCUUGGGAGCCCAUAAAUGAAAGACUAAUGAAGAUGACAUUGCAUAUGAGAGGAAGGAACAUCACUAUAAUUGGAAUAUAUGCUUUGAAUGAAGACGCAACCGUUGAAGCAAAGGACAACUUCGAAGAAUGUUUAAGGGAAACCAUUGAUGAUGUCCCGAAUAGUCAUGAGCUAGUUAUAGCGGGCGAUCUGAAUGCUCGAGUGGGAAAACGACGGAACAGCAGAGUUGUGGGAAUGCAUGGAGAAGGUACACUUAAUAACAAUGGAGAGCGACUGAUAAGUCUGUGCGAAGAACAUGAAUUAAAGAUAAUGAACACAUUUUUCGCCCACAAGGAUAUACAUAAAUACACCUGGUAUCAGCAUACACGUGGAUUGAGAUCUAUAAUUGACUUCAUCAUACUGAAGCACAAAUCAGGCCUAAAGGUUAGUGAUGUAAGAGUUCAAAGAGGUGCAGAAUGUGAGUCAGAUCACAAUCUGGUGGUAGCCAAGAUCUAUAUACCCUUUAUUGCAAUGACUGCAAGAAGAACGGAAUCAGAAAUAGGCACGGUUGAAAAUGUGAAAUUGGAGCGAAAGUUGGUAAUAAUGGAGAGGUCCACUGAAGAUGAGUACCAGCACAUAAAGAAUUGUAUGAAGGAAGCCGCUGAAGAGGCCCUGGGAAGAAGAAUAAAAAGAUCGAAUAAGCCAUUCUGGUGGGAUUCUGAUAUAGAGGAAAAAAUUAAAAGAAAAAAGAAAUUCACCUUCAAUUCCUUCAAACAAAAAACUGUGGCAUCAGAGAUGAAUAUAGGAGGAUAA